Messenger RNA from Scaptodrosophila lebanonensis, 1762 nucleotides. RefSeq names its product esterase B1-like. Bases 66 to 1718 code for a protein of 550 amino acids. Lineage: Eukaryota; Metazoa; Arthropoda; Insecta; Diptera; Drosophilidae. The record is from RefSeq and is a predicted model, not a curated record. The transcript has 3 exons.
UACAAGUUGGCUGAAAUUCAAAAUUCAAAUUUCAAAUGCAGGAUUGUGCAUAAAGUGGACCCAAAAUGUUGCUGUGGUUCUCUCCCGUGGGCUUAGAAUCCGUGGUGUCUCUACCACAGGGUGAUGCUCGCGGCAAAAUAGAUCAAACUGUUUAUGGGGAUCGUUACUUUAGCUUUGAAGGACUCCCAUAUGCUAUGCCACCCGUUGGAAACUUACGUUUUCAGCCGCCUGUACCUCCGCCAUGCUGGACGGGUCCUCGCAACUUUUUCACGCCAGGCAACAAGUCCAUUCAGAAAAAUUGGCAAACGGGCACUGUCGAGGGUUCGGAAGAUUGUCUCUAUUUGAAUGUGUAUACCAAAGAGCUGUAUGGUACUGUGAAGAUGCCAGUGAUUGUGUUUAUUCAUGGCGGGUCCUACAAUUCCGGCGGUGCGGUCCGCGAAAGUUUUAGUCCGGACUACUUUAUGUUAAAGGACGUAGUACUGGUUACAUUUAAUUAUCGACUUGGCUGUUUGGGUUUCCUCAGUCUGAAAGAUCCUGAUCUGGAGGUGCCGGGAAAUAAUGGUAUAAAGGAUAUGAUUUUGGCUUUGCGUUGGGUGAAAAAUAACAUUAUACUGUUUAAUGGUGAUCCGGAGAAAAUUGCGGUGUGUGGUAUGGCCGCCGGUGCCGCUGCUGUCCACUAUCUUAUGUGUACGCCCCAUGCGAAAGAUCUGUUCCAGAGAGCCAUUCUGAUGGCCGGCUGUACUCUUAACUAUUGGGCUAGCAUGCCGCAAAAGGAUUUCGCCUUCCGGCUUGCGAAACUCAACGGCUACAAAGGUGUGGAUGACGAUGCGUCAGUGCUAAGGUUCUUGUCUAAGAUUCCUGCCGAAGCUCUUGUGGAUCAGUGGUUGCUUACGACCGAGGAGCUCGAGGAUGGCUACGUAUUCGCCUUUGGUCCAGUCAUAGAGCCGUACAUCACUUCAGAAACGCUAAUUCCAACUCGACCCGUUGAUAUGCUUCGUCAAAGCUGGGGCAAUUGUAUACCCCUUAUAUUGGGAGGAACGUCUUUCGAAGGCUUGUAUGCAUUCCCAUUAUUGCUUUCUCAUCCAGAGCUAGUCCAACAGAUGAAGGGACAACCUCAGAAUAUAUUGCCAUAUGAUGCACGCGAGGGCCACUCUGAGGAGUUCUGUCUACAGCUCAGCAAACAUCUAAUCCAGAAGCACUUUGGCAAGGGAGCUCACAAUAGUACUGACGAACAGUCAUUACUGGACUACAUGGAUUUUGUUUCGUACAAGAACUUUUGGCAUGGACUGCACCGCACAACGCUCUCUCGCGUCUAUUACACCAAUUGUCCCACCUAUCUGUACCGUUUUGAUUUCUAUUCACGAUUUAAUCAGCAACGCCAUUUGCUGCUCAGUAAUCAGGGGAUUCAUGCCAAAGGAGCUGCCCAUGGAGAUGAGCUCUCCUACUUGUUCUUCUCUUCCACCUCGUGGCCUCUGAAGCGUCAGUCGCCCGAAUUUAUAAACAUAACGCGCAUGAUUGCGAUAUGGACCUCCUUUGCGGAUAGUGGUCGACCGAAAUGCCCUGAGUUGAACAACAUUCGAGUACAUUGGCAUCCACUACGCGUUAACAAAGUAUUCCAGGCAUUGAAUAUUGGCAAAAAGCUGGAAUUUAUUGAGAUACCCGAACGGGCCAAGUUAGAGGCGUGGAAUGAUUGUUAUGAGCCCGAGCAGUUGUAUUAAAUUCUGGUUUCAUCUUUUGAUUAUAAUAUAUCUGAAUAUCUGAA